This is a messenger RNA of Rhineura floridana, 1454 nucleotides long. It is a transcript of the gene FANK1, whose product is annotated as fibronectin type III and ankyrin repeat domains 1. Gene Ontology annotation, cellular component: nucleus. Gene Ontology annotation, molecular function: protein binding. Bases 206 to 1309 code for a protein of 367 amino acids. Lineage: Eukaryota; Metazoa; Chordata; Lepidosauria; Squamata; Rhineuridae. The transcript is spliced from 11 exons. The record is from RefSeq and is a predicted model, not a curated record. Gene Ontology annotation, biological process: regulation of apoptotic process.
UGGUGGUAGAACAGAGGGAGCAGGAUGGCUGAGAAGGAAGCAAACGGGUGAGAGCAUCUUCUCCGAGACGGAGGGGGCGGGAGGCUACCUUAGAGAAGGAAACAUCGCGAAGUGGCGGUGAACAGGGAGAAGACGCAGGCAUUUAUUUAAGCCCGGACUCAGCCGAGGAACGUCUGAAAUAAUAACAACACUAACAAUAAUAAUAAUGCGGGCAUUCUCCCCCACUGCUAAACAAUCAUAUGCAACACGACAGGAACCUCGUCUCCCUGUUUCAGGAAGACGUUUCAUCUCAAAACCUCACCCUCCAGUUGUAGGCCAUGUGAGCCACCACAAUAUUCAGCUAAGCUGGGACUUGGAAGAACAACGAAAAGGUCCUCAGGAGCAGUGGUUAAAAUUUUCAGUUGAAGAAGAGGAUGCUAAGUUGCAUAGAUAUGGUCUAAUUUACACGGGAUAUGCCCGACAGCAUGUUGUGGAAGGUCUUGAACCUAGAACAACCUACAGAUUUCGACUUAAAGUCACAGACCCUGCAGGGGAGUCUGUUUACAGUGCACCUGUUUGUGUAACCACAACAAGUGAACCAAUGAGUGGAGACCAUCUCCAUCGUGCUAUAAGCAGGAAUGAUGUAGAUGGAGUUCUUACUAUUCUUAAGGGAAGGCAAGUGGUGGUAGAUACACUCAAUAAACUAGGAUUUACAGCUUUGAUGGUUGCUUCACAAAAAGGAUAUACUAGACUUGCACAGAUUUUGGUAGAAAAUGGAGCAGAUGUGAACAUGAAGAAUUCCAGUGGAAAAGACAGUUUAAUGAUAGCUUGUUUUGCUGGUCACCUGGACAUCGUUCAGUACCUCAGAUCCCAAGGAGCUUCUUGGUUCGCCGGAGACCUUGGGGGAUGCACAGCUAUGCACUGGGCUGCCGAUGGAGGACACUGCAGUGUUAUUGAGUGGAUGAUCCAGGAUGGUUGUGAGGUUGAUCCUAAAGACACAAGCUUGGAGUGGACUCCGCUGAUAAGACUGUGCGCAAUAAGCGGAAAACCAGCUGUGGCCACACUUUUACUAGAUGCUGGUGCUAAUGUGAAUGCAAAAGAUAAGGACGGCAAGACACCUCUGAUGGUGGCAGCAUUAAAUAACUAUGAAGAAUUGGUUGCAUUACUGUUAGAGAGAGGAGCAGAUCCUGAUGUUAAAAAUGAGUUCGGCAAAGGUGCCCUGGAUAUGGCGAGAGGUAUGAAUAGACAGAGUGUAGUUUCGAUAAUAGAAGAUAAAAAAAGGCAAUUAAGUAGUGUGGACAUUGAUCUUUCUGCAUCCUCUGCUACGUAGUUCUGUGAAGCAAAUAAUUUAAAUCCUAAUCUUUCCUCCCAAGAAGGUCAGACCACAAGGACUGAAUUCUAGUUGUUUCCUUUUUCCUGUUUAGCUGUUACACAUUCUUAGACACCUUGAUUAAAAUGGUAGCUUUGCUUCUUCA